AUGUAUUCUGAUAAUCGGAGCCUGAAUUUAAAAGAUGAAAAAACGAUAGAGAAAAUUAUUGAUCGGAAAGUAUCGUUUUCCGAUCAGACGAGCUGCGGUAAGUCCGAUAGCUGUGUUGUGGACAUGGAGAGAUUUUCACAUCUCAUGGAAAAAGACAUCAACAAUAAUAGAAAUUCAAGAAUUACAUUGCAGAGGAAUAUUUCAAGAAAAGGAUCAUUCAAAAAUGGAGACAUGAAAAUAAAGGAUGACAAUAGAGAGACUGUCACAACUUCACCAAAAGCCGGUAGCACGCCGGAAAAGCCACGCGUGGUGGCAGUUGGGGCCGCGAACCUCUCCCAUCAUCAGAUCACCAUCACUGGCGGCAGCCCGGCCGCCGACAUAAAAUCUACCGGUGGGAGGUUCGGUUUCCGGCGAGCUCAGCCGGUGAGGAUUUGUGACCCUAAGAGGAUACUCUUCCUUUUUGCAACCCUGUCGAGCAUGGGAACUAUUUUACUAAUAUAUUUCACACUUUCCAUGGAAAAACUCAAUGGGGAAGGCAAUGCUUCAAUCUGA
This is a messenger RNA of Striga hermonthica, 552 nucleotides long. The record is from the annotation of a GenBank genome assembly. Lineage: Eukaryota; Viridiplantae; Streptophyta; Magnoliopsida; Lamiales; Orobanchaceae.